AUGGAGGCGAUUGGGGCGAUUCCUCCACCCAUUUUUCCCGUCGGCGGGAACUCGAUAGCGGUCUUUACUAUUGGGUUUGACAUACACCACUUACAGUUAGAUGAUCAACGUAGCACGGUUGGAAAUGGUAAAUCGUCUGACCUCCUAUUCACAGAUGAAGAGGAACAGAUGAAGAGGAAAAGAAGAAGAACAGAUGAAGCGGCGCCUACAGAACAGAUGAAGAACAGAAAGAAGAAUGAAGAACAAAUGAAGAAUGCUGAAGAGAAGAAAAGAUCAACAGAUGAAAAGAGGGGCCUCCAAAGAUUACUCAAGAAGAAGAACCAAGUCUACAGAUGA
Lottia gigantea (owl limpet) is the source of this 336-nucleotide messenger RNA. RefSeq lists its product as hypothetical. The coding region runs from base 1 to 336 and encodes 111 amino acids. NCBI's taxonomy places the organism in Eukaryota, Metazoa, Mollusca, Gastropoda, Lottiidae. The transcript has 4 exons. The record is from RefSeq and is a predicted model, not a curated record.